AUGCUUGUGACCUUGAAACUAAAGAGUGUGACUCUUGUGGAUGUUUCUUCCUUGCCUUCUUUCACGACCCUCAAAACUUUGAGCCUUGUAUCUGUGAAUUACCCUGGUGAUGAAUUUGUCAAGAGGAUUUUUUCCAGUUGUCAUGCCCUUCAAGAUUUGGUUGUGGAACGAUGUCUUAAUGACAAUGUUACCAUUUUCACCAUUAUAGUGCCUUCUCUGAAAAGUGUAAAUUUGUACAACGGUGGAGGCGGUAAACAUGGUUUUCUGAUAGAUGCUCCUCUUUUAGAGACCAUGGAUAUUCUUGAUUAUGUCAGAGAUUUUUGUGUCAUUGAGAAUGCUAUGCUUAAGAUAGUCAAGGCCAGUGUUGAUGUCAGUUCUAGUCAUCCCGGGAAUAUUUUGGGUUAUAUUACUUCAGUCAAGCGCCUCUUUUUAUGCUUUUAUUCAACUUCAAAGGAGGUAUAUCCUGUUGGUACAGACUUCCACUGUCUUGUACAUUUAACCCUAUGCACAUGUAAGACAGAGUGGCUGAACCUACUUAUGUACAUGCGCAUAAAUUCUCCUACGUUACUAGCUCUCAUACUCAAUCAGCACCAUAAACUACGGGCUACACCACAGCAACGCCCGUGUUGGGAUGAACCAAGUUCAGUCCCUGAAUGUUUGUUAUGGAGUCUUGAAACUCUCGAAUGGGUAAACUAUGAAGGAACAAGAGACGAGAAAGAAGUGGCAGCAUUCAUCUUAAGAAACGGAAGCUGUUUAAAGAAGGCAACUAUCUCCUCCAAAGCUACGGAUCCCAGCAUGAAACUUGAGAUGAUCAAGGAAUUGGCAUCGUCACCCAGGCGCUCACCUGCAUGUCAGCUCAUAUUUGACUGA
Messenger RNA from Microthlaspi erraticum, 870 nucleotides. The record is from the annotation of a GenBank genome assembly. Lineage: Eukaryota; Viridiplantae; Streptophyta; Magnoliopsida; Brassicales; Brassicaceae.